Messenger RNA from Oncorhynchus tshawytscha (Chinook salmon), 3610 nucleotides. Its product is annotated as UPF0561 protein C2orf68 homolog. The transcript has 4 exons. The record is from RefSeq and is a predicted model, not a curated record. Bases 130 to 624 code for a protein of 164 amino acids. NCBI's taxonomy places the organism in Eukaryota, Metazoa, Chordata, Actinopteri, Salmoniformes, Salmonidae.
UGUGAUAACUAGUAGUAAAUCCCUUUGAAAGAUUGAUUAACGUUAUGAUGCAGCUUGUGGUGUUGUGCAUAUAAAGAAGUACUAAUGUUCCAUCUUAAAUACUAAAUACAUUGUCCAUCAUCUCUCACGAUGGAGAUUUUGCGGGAUGAUGAAGAACAAGAGCUCAAAUAUAAACGUACGGGUCGUUUGGACAUGAGCCAUGGUUUCUUACAUCACAUUCGAAGGAACCAGAUUGCCAGAGAUGACUAUGAUAAGCAGGUAAAGCAGGCCAAUGAGCGUCAGAGGGCCAGGCUCACCACUACCCCCCGACGCCCCCGCCGGCCAGAUAUCCAAGUGUACCAUCCUCGACGUGGAAAUGGAACUGAGCCAGGAGUGGGUGCAGAGACUGAAGAGUGGAAUGAGAGUGGGUCGAGUACAGAGCCAGAGACCCAUGGGACUGAACUCUUCUGGCUGGACUACCAGGCUGACUCUGGCUGUGUCACCUCCUUCAUUGUACACAAGGAGGACAAGCCAGAGAGGGUGGUGGAGCGUGUAGCAGAGAAGAAUGUUCUGGACUCAGCCAUGAGGGUGGCACUGCAGGCCCGGAUUCGAAAGGAAAUGGAUAAACGUCUGGACAAACGCUGAAGGAAGUGAAUGAAGUUAACAGUGAUGAGAGGGGUGAGGAGGAGUCAGAGGCCUCUGUUUACCCUCCAGCCAACCCUCUUCCUGUAUGUAAGGAAUGCUAGUAGCAGAGGACUACUGUGGACCCACAUUCUGAGAGACUGUUAACCAGGAUCUGAAUGACGUCACACAGCCACGCCGUCCCCUCUGUGCUAGUGUACAGCCAUGGGGAAAAGGCUGACUUACAGAAGGGUAAAAAUGGAGCCGUCCUCACAUCUCUUGUAUUGGGCUGGCAUCUCUAACCCUGGGUCAUGUCUGUAAGGGGCCCUGUGAAACUGCCGUUGUCUUGUGUUUGAAUGGCCCAUUGGCUGUCAACCUGCUCCAAAGGACAGAGCUGAGAGCAUGGGCCCCUAUCUGAGCCACACCAGGGUAAGGCUGGGCAGUAUACCAUAUUUUACAAUAUACCGGUAUUGACACACGGACUGGUUUGGGGUUUUACUUUACCUUCUGCAUGGUCAAUGCAGCACAUACAACAAUGUUGAUGACAACAAUGCUGUUUUCAUUUAGCUUCUUAAUAUAAAUCUACAAGCAUUCUAUAAUUACACUAUUAGUUUCUGUUUCUUACAUCUGUAAACCUCUAGUUCGGCUUGUCUUAGCAAGUUGGGCCUAAAUCCUGUUAGCUACUAAUGCUAAUUGCUAGCUAGCUAAUAAAUGUACUGAAUCAGAGCAAACGUAAUUAGCUAUACAGCCUGAUAAUACCAGUGAGUGUAGACCUAAAACAGCAUGUUUGUGCAACAGUAUCUUCUAAAUCAAAGAGGAAGCAAGAAUGUUAGCUACAUGAAGAAGGUAAGAGAAAACAUUCAAUGUAGCCACAGAUUGAACAGUCCCCUAGAAACACUUAUCAACACUUUUGUUCCUUGGUUAAAUAAGGCACAGAUUGUUUGCCCAUAUCGUGCAGCCUUACGUGGAAAUGAUCUCAAAUGAGUGCAACAAAUGUAUUAAAAUGCACAUUUUGGGGGGUUGAAGUUGAAUUGAACAGUAUAAAACAAUCCGAAUGGAGAAAGACCCAUUGAAAUCACUUAGAAUGUAUGUCUUUCCACCCUCAUAAAUAACAUUGAGCUUUUAUUAUACUUUUUGCUUUAAUACUGUGAUAUUUUGGCCAUAUUAACCCCCACACCCACCAGAGGCCACUUUUUUUAAAUUAACCUUUAUUACAACUAGGCAAGUCAGUUACUGCCCAAUGGGACUCCCGAUCACAGCCAGUUGUGAUACAGCCCAGGAUUGAACCAGGGUCUGUAGUGACACCUCUAGCACUGAGAUGCGGUGCCUUAGACCGCUGUGUGCGGCAGUUUCACGUGUGCGUGCACACAAGCCUUGCAUGCGGCAGUUUUCCCGCAAGGGUUGGUAUUUAUACAUUUUGAACUAUUCCCACAAAUCUCAGACCAUGUGUACCCACAACUUCUAGUUGUUGUCUGAUCAACUGUAUUACAAGCAAAUAUUGUUAUUUUGGGGGAAGUUGAGGUGUUUGAUGCACAGGAAUUAUAAUGGUAGGCUAAUAUCAUUAAAACCUAUCGGCCUAAUUAUAAAACAGAUGCAUUUGUCAUUGGUAAAAAGAUUGCAUAGCAGCAUGUCACCCAAUAUAUUUUUUACUUUAUAUAAGCCUACAUCAUAAUCUUAUUGCAGGGCAUAGCUCUCCUUUUCUGACAUGCCGCUACAUAAAAUAUUAUGCUACCAUUUAUCCAUCCCUCAUUCAAUGGCCAACCAUGCUAGAAAGUAAAUAGACCGGUAGCCUAUGACAGUAUGGUUAGGCUAUAGUAUUGCUGUGCGAAAGGAGCGCAACAUAAUAGCCUGUUUAAUCUCAACGCCUAUACCAUGGAGAUAGACUAACAAUCAUGUAUUGAUAAAAUAUUUCACAACAAUUAAUAUUUUGCAUAGACGUGUGGACUGUAGGCAGCAUUUACUUAGAAAAUCAAUCUUGCAGAAUGCGUGGCCUUUUCUCACUGUAGACGUGAUGCAUUAUUUGUUUAAAAAAAGUAACGGCAAAAGAUUAAAACAUUCUGCCCACACCUCUACAGAAAUGUGAUCACAUUUGCCAUUGCGCUUUCCUUUAGCAACUAUCACGGCCCAGUUCCAACAUCUCCAAAUAAUACAGCAAAUGAAUGCGUUGUUGUUACCAUAAAAGGUGAAUGGAGGGCAUUUUCCCAGCGGAGGUGUAGCGCUCGUUCUCACACACAUAUGGUUUAGCUCUGAUUUACCAAUUAAGCAUGCAUAUGUUCUGUGCGAAUGUUUGAUAAAUCCCAAUAAUUUGUUUGCAUGCAAAUCCUAGAUGCUCCACGUACGCCAGAAUUUAGUUUGAAAUGUAUCCACGUUGAUAAAUGAGGCCCCAAUCCCCAGAAACUGGGACGCCACCCCUGUGAAUUUCUUUUUCACCACACAGUGACAUCCUCUUCCCCAUAGAAAGUGUGCUGUGUUUACAAAAUGUGUACUUAUUGUUUAAAUGGAUGUGGUUUAAAUCCAUUGGAGGCUGCUGAGGGGGGACGCUCAUUUUAAUGGCUGGAAUGGAGCAAAUUAAAUGGCAUCAAACACAUGGAAACCAUGUGAUUGAUGUAUUUGAUAUCAUUCCACCCAUUACACUCCAGCCAUUACCACAAGCUCUUCCUCCCCAAUUAAGGUGCCACCAACCUCUUGUGUUUACAUUUUAUUUGGCAAAGUGAUGUGAAUGGGAUGUCAUUGCAGUUAUGUUUUUUGUUGUUGUUUUCAUUAAAAAGUUACCAUGUUGAUUUGUUGUUUGCAGGGUUACAUGAGGUCACUGUGACUCUAUGACUAAGGCAGGAGAGCAAAUCAAUUGGUCGUAGCUGAUUCUUGUUUGUUUAAAAAAUGUGCUGUGGUCAUGACUUCUAAUUUAUUUUUGGAUUGGCCUAUAUGUUCUAAGAGUUAUUUUUUAUACUGUCAUUUUCUGGAAAGAUCCUUAUUGUUUCAGUAUUACAUAUUAAAUAUUUAUUUUCCAAAA